Paramormyrops kingsleyae is the source of this 1738-nucleotide messenger RNA. RefSeq names its product E3 ubiquitin-protein ligase RNF4-like. The record is from RefSeq and is a predicted model, not a curated record. Lineage: Eukaryota; Metazoa; Chordata; Actinopteri; Osteoglossiformes; Mormyridae. Gene Ontology annotation, biological process: positive regulation of transcription by RNA polymerase II. Gene Ontology annotation, molecular function: transcription factor binding.
GCAGUGACGUCUCCAAAAGGCUAUUUAUUUUAACGGAUGUUGCCUGUUGGCUCACUUCCUAGACAAAGGCCAGUUGUGUUGGGUUUUCACUACCUAAAUGAAUAAAUAUUAAAAAUUGUAAUUAAGAGUCUGAUUAAAGACGCAUCCACUCCAUUAAAGUACAGGGGCUUUUCGUCUAACAACACCAAUGCUAAGAGUUUGUGGUGCUGAGGUUUUAUGACCGUUGUACCAGGUCAGUUUACUGUAACUUUUUUUAGGCAUCAUGAGCACAAGCCAGCGACGGCGACCCUGUCCAGCUCUCUCCCAGCCCAGACGCCCAGCCAAAAGGGGCUUGUACUCCGACAGGCUAGCCCACAUGGCUGCAGAGUGCAUAGAGGUGGAGGGGACCCAGGUGGAAAGUGAGGAGGUGGUGGAUCUCACGUGUGAGAGCACAGAGGCCGCUGUAGUGGACCUCACCAACUCGGACUCUGUGCUGAUUGUAGACGAGGGCCAGACGCCUAAACGCGGGGCUGGUACUGAGAGUUAUGUACUGAGCAGCGACGAAGAGGAGGGCCAUUCUACCGGGGGCGCGGCCUUCCUCGCUCACCUGGAGGCCAACAGCCGGGCCAGGUCCAUCCCAGGCAUGAUCAGCUGCCCCAUCUGCAUGGACACCUAUACGGAGAUCGUGGGGAGUGGAAGGCUUGUCGUCUCGACCCGGUGCGGCCACCUCUUCUGCAGCGUCUGCCUCCGAGACUGUCUGGCCAAGUCACACACCUGUCCGACCUGCAGGAAGAAACUGACGAGCAAGCAGUACCACCCGAUAUACAUCUGAGCCGGCCUGCUGUCCGCACCAGUCUCUCCUGGAGGUGCGAACGGUGCACAGGCUCAGCAGCAGCCUUUCCAUCGGACCCACAUCCGCUCUGGCUGCAGGCCUGAGUGUGUACAAGGGGCAAAUUGGCACUUAUCUGUGUUUCAGGAAGACCUCCUUCACCCUCUGCCUCGAACCCUGAGGCCUCUGUGGCUGUUGCAGUUAUUCAUAGCAGUAUGAGAUCACAAACCACCAAGAGAGUAUACCUCCCAUAACAUGCAGCUUUUUGUGUGUAAAUUUAUGCGAUCCAUGCAAAGGGGGCCCAGUUUUGCUCAGGAAUCACAGCUGGCGCCAAAGACUCAAGGGAGAGCUGUGGGGGUGUGAGACAGCGCCCCCUCGUGGACAUGCUGUUGGUGUUGCAAUAUUCUUAGCUGUUUGUUAAUGUUUGUAUUUAACACUAAAUAAUUACAUAGGACUUUUGAAUAAUUUUGUAUUAAAUGAACAGUUGAAUAACUGCAGUCUGUGGACAAGGGUAAGACCACCCCCCCCCAAGAAAAAGGAAAAACACGCUUCUAAAAAUGUCAUUGUGUAUGUUUGCCCUUUUGAAAAAUUAAAAUACCACAGAGGAAGAAACUCUUUUUGACAAGUAGUGAGUAAAACUCACCUCUGGGAAGUUUCCUGACUGUGUCCCGUUUCUUGUUAUAUAUUUUUUUUAAUUAUUUAAAGUUUGGGGGCUAUUCACUGUAUGGCUUUACAGUCAGCUCUAUGAAAUUGCCCUAACUUUGCUGGGGGUGCAGCGGCUUAGUCAGAUGUUGGUGUAUUUUUGGUUUUCCUAGAUUUAAACUCGCUGAAAGAUGACUUUGGUUUGAUUUUUGUGUUUUCUGAAUGUAAUACCACCCUGGCACAUUUUGCAAACAUGUUUUUGAAUAUUAAAGUAGUCCAAGAAGUCUA